GGCUACACCAGUACCAUUAAUUAAUUAGUUUAGUUGUAUAUGUUAGCUUCAAUUAAUGCUACACCAGUGUCAUUAUUAAUUAAUUAAUUUAGUUGUAUAUGUUAGCUCUAAUAUAAUAUAGGUAAUUUAAAACUUCAAUUCUGUCCAUGGGCAUCCCGGCGGGCAGCUCAACCUUCUAUCGGCCUUCCCUGGGAGCUAAUGGUUAGGUUUCUACAUGUAAAAGACAUUACUGAAUUCCAAUUGAAAAUAUACACAAUAACUUCUUGUUCUUUUCAUUCAAUUGGUAAAGCUAUACAAAAAGGAAAAAAAAAAUAGUCUACAUGUUCAGACUAAUACAUGAUCAACUCAAGAUUAUUAAUUCUUAAUAUCAUUUUCCCAGUAAAAAUCACAUUCAUCAUAUUAAUUACUCAUUUCAUGGCUUCGUAAUGCCUAACCAAUUUCUAAACUUUAACUUAGGUGCCCCGAAAAGCAAAUUAAUUUUGCAAUAUAUAUAAGCUAGAAUAAUUAAGUUUCAAAUAAAUGGAACGCAAAACAUCAAACUACAAUGAUAUAUACAAUUUCAAUCCAAACACCUAAUCUGUUCCAACUAAAAUAGUAGCUUCUCACCUGAAUCCGAGCUCAGCAAGGCGAAGCGGCGGCUCUCGUUGUCGGCCACGCGGGCGGAGUUGGCGAAGUCGGCGAAGAACUCGUCGCCGAGCACGUCGCCUCCUCGCCACGGUGUACCACGCGAGGAGGCGGCGACGAUGGCGGCUGAGGAGGAGGCGAGGCGAGGGGGUUUCGAUGAACGGAGCAGAGGAAGGGCCCGGCGGGGAGAUCGGAGAGAGAGAGGCGGGAUCGGAUCGAGAGAGAGGCGGGACAGAAGAGAGAGAGAGGCGGGGGCGAGAUGCGGACAGUUGUCGCUCUAUGCCUCCCGUGCCCCUCUCCCCGCCUCCCCCUGUCGCCUCGCACGGCGCGGAGGUCCUACAGAUCCGCUCCGCGACCCGCGCCCGCGCCCGCUCGAGCCCGCCUCUCAUCUCUCUCCGAUCUCUUUCCGAUCUGCGAGGAUCUUCUUCUCCUCCUCCCCCUCACCAUCACGCGAUCGAUCGGAGGAGCUCGCAGUCCCCCGCGUCCUCUCCCUAGCGCUCGCACCCUGUUCGACGAAAUGCCCUCUCCCUAGCACUCGCGCCCUGUUCGACGAAAUGCCGAGGCGAUCUCAGGGCGCUUCGCGGGCAUCGGAGCGCCCUCUCCCUAGCCCUCGCGCCCUGUUCGACGAAAUUCCGAGCCGAUCGCCCAGGGCGCUCUGCGGGCAUCGGAGAGGGACUCCCCGGCCCUCGCGCCCUGUUCGACGAAAUUUCGAGCCGAUCGCCCAGGGUGCUCCGCGGGCAACGGAGAGGGAUCGAUCGAUCGUGGAAGCUUCGAGGGGAAUACCAGUAGUUUUUUCUUUAGAGAAGCCCAAGGUGAAGCUACUUCCCUUUAAAAUUUCUGCCACUGAGGAAGAGAACCCGUUGGUUUAUCAGCAUGUUUGACCCCCAUGUUGAGUCUGUUGCGGCGCUGUUGGUAAGAGAACUAAACAGCUUCUCCGUGCAACACAAAACCAGAAGCUCCAGGUAAUCCGUUCGUUGCCAAUCUAAUAAUGCUUGAUGACUAGGGGUGUCUGAGCAAAAUUUAUUUAUUUAUUUUCAUAGCUACUUUUCACUCUUCUCUUCUUUGUAAACAUUUGUUUCAUGUUUUUUAAACUAUUGGGAUUUCCCCAAACUGCAUAUUUGGCUUUGAUUUGUCAAAUCUUUGUGUUUUCAACUUGCUUUUACCUGCAUUCAAUUUCUUUUUCCCUUUUUGUUUUAGCAACCUUUCAAGACUUGGUUAUGUUAUAUCAUUGUUUUGAGGUGUUUACAGAAAAAACUCCGUUCUUUUGCUUUUCCUACACCCUGAUUUUCGAAGCAAAAAAAUUAUAUGCCAUGGAAUCCUCAAGUCCCUGUUUUCGGCUUCUGCAAGUUCCCUAUGCCUUCCUGCUGGCUGUCGGCUCUUUGUUGUUCUUCAUAGUCCUUAUCUUGAAUGUUACAUGAUUGCAACAAUUGAGCUUCCACCUGUUUUUGUCCCAAACUACAAUGCACCUUUCCUUAAUGAAUAAUGAAAUGAACUACAAAGUUUCUUGGUAUCGAAGGUAUAGGUAAUGAUGCAUUAAGUUUCUUCAGUUUGAACAAUGGAAGCUUUGAACUUUCUUUCAUUAGCUCUUGGUACCUAUAAUAACAUAGAAGCAAAACCCAGCAUAAACCAUGUAUCAAGUUGCUUUUGUACUUCGAAAUAUAUGGCUCAACCUAUUAGCACCAACGUAAGUGUGUGUUCAUUCUUUCUGUUGAGGGCGACCGACCCUUUGUUUCAAGUACUUUGAAAUUGUAUUCUAACUACCAAGACAGUUUAUAGCAAUACUCAAUCAAAUGGACUCAAAUUGAGCAUCUUUGGCUUUGGGAUUGUAUUCUAACUACCAAGACAGUUUUUAGCAAUACUCAAUCAAAUGGAUAGUUUAUAGAGUUCAAAGUCAAAAGGCUAUGGAAUUUAAAGAAGAUUCAUAUUGGGUAGUGUUGGAAAAUGAUGCAAAUAUUAUGAUGUUAGUGGCCCUACUAUUGUGUAAGUAGUGGGUGCAAGUAGUGGGCUAAGAUUAUGUAAAUAGUGAUUAGUGUCUUAAUUUGUGUAAGUAGUGGGUAAUGUUAUGAAGUUCAUGGUAGUUAGUUUCUAGGAGCACAUGUGUAGUGGAUGUAGUGGAAAACAUGUGUUGAGUUAGGUUUUCUUAAACCUAAAGUUUCUUCUUUUAUUUAAAGUUCUUUGAUUGUAAGCUUUUAGUAAUGAAGUUUUUUGAAUGAAAGUGUUUAUUUUUCCUUCCACUUAAUUGCUGUAGCAAAUUAUAGCAACUUCCAUUUACAUUUGGUAUCAGAGCCUGGUUGUGAUCAAGGCUGGGCGUUGUGGUAUUCUUUGAAGCAAGAAGCAAUUAGAAGGCUCACAAAUCUAGUAAGUUGGAUGGUACAAAGAGAGGUAUACUUUCAUCACACUUGUUUUCAUCAUGAGUAACUCAAGUGCACUUAAUCUCUCUCAAUCUUUGAUUCCAAUUUUCAAUGGAGAAAAUUAUGAAUUUUUGAGUAUCAAAAUGCGAACGUUUUUCAUUUCACAAGAUCUCUGGGAUCUAGUUGAGCAUGGUUAUGCAGAAAUAGAAGGUUCAAAAGGUGCAGAUAAGACAGCAAAUCAAGGAGCUUCGCAAAAAUGAUGCCAAAGCAUUGCUUGUGUUGCAACAGGCAGUGCAGGACAACAUUUUUCCUCGAAUUGCAAAUGCCACCAAAUCAAAUGAAGCUUGGACUACUUUAAAGCAAGAAUACCAAGGAAAUGAUCGCGUUCGAACUGUGAGGCUACAAACUCUCCAAAAGGAAUUUGAAAAUCUCUACAUGAAAAAUGCCGAAGGUAUGCAAGAAUACUUUUCUCGAAUUGCUAUCAUUAUUAAUCAGAUGAGAAGUCUUGGUGAUGAUGUUUCUGAGAAGAAGGUUGUUGAAAAACUUUUGAGAAGUCUUCCUCCUAAAUUUGAUCAUAUUGUCGCUGUUAUAGAGGAAUCAAAAGAUUUGUCAAAUUAUCAUUUAAUGAAAUAAUGGGUUCUCUGUUAGCUCAUGAGCAGUGACUAAACAGAUCUAUAGAGAAAAGUGCAGAAAAUGCAUUUGAAUCAAGGGUUGAAAAUUCGAAGUCAAAAGGUGACCAAAAGUAUGCAGGAAGAGGCCGUGGAAGAGGUGGUUUUCGCGGUCGUGGAAGAGGCCGAGGCUAUAGUAGAGAAAGAUCUGACACAAACUACCGACAAGAUGAUAAUGAGAAAAGCAAUCAAAGCCAAGGCUAUAAGAGUAAGCAAUGUCAUUUCUGUAAGAAAUAUGGUUAUAUAGAAGCUUAUUUGCUGGGCCAAAGCAAAACAACAAGCCAACUAUGCAGAAAAGAAUGAAGAGGAAGGUAAACUAUUUCUUACAUGUCUGAAUUCUAAUGUUAGUAGUGCUGAUUUAUGGAUUUUGGAUAGUGGAUGUAGCAACCAUAUGUCAGGAUUUAAAAACCUUUUUCGUCACAUUGAUGAAUCUGUAAAAUUACAAGUUCGGCUUGGAGAUGAUAAGGUUCUACAAAUUGAAGAAAAAUGGACAGUUGCUAUAAAAACUAAGUCAGAGUACGGAAAAGUUUAUCAAUGAUGUUUAUUAUGUACCUUCCUUGGCUCACAAUUUAUUAAGUGUUGGACAAUUGAUUGAAA
Ananas comosus (pineapple) is the source of this 4240-nucleotide messenger RNA. RefSeq lists its product as uncharacterized. The coding region runs from base 744 to 1505 and encodes 253 amino acids. NCBI's taxonomy places the organism in Eukaryota, Viridiplantae, Streptophyta, Magnoliopsida, Poales, Bromeliaceae. The record is from RefSeq and is a predicted model, not a curated record. The transcript has 4 exons.